Messenger RNA from Epinephelus fuscoguttatus (brown-marbled grouper), 5989 nucleotides. RefSeq names its product histone-lysine N-methyltransferase SUV39H1-like. The transcript is spliced from 6 exons. The coding region runs from base 43 to 1278 and encodes 411 amino acids. Gene Ontology annotation, cellular component: nucleus. Gene Ontology annotation, molecular function: protein binding; histone H3K9 methyltransferase activity; zinc ion binding. The record is from RefSeq and is a predicted model, not a curated record. NCBI's taxonomy places the organism in Eukaryota, Metazoa, Chordata, Actinopteri, Perciformes, Serranidae.
CACCGAUGUAGUUUGUCCGAUUUUGGCGGCUGUGGGGAAAACAUGGCGGAAAAUUUGAAAGAUUGCAGCGUGCCUUGGAAGAUGUCCUGGGAUGAACUGGAAGCCCUAUGUCGCAGAGAGAGGCUGCACUGUAAAGAGCUUGGGGUGAACAGAGCCAACAUCAAUGAGUAUGAUGUGGAAUUCCUCUGUGACUACAAGAAGACUAAGGAGGAGGAGUUCUACCUGGUAAAGUGGAGGGGCUUCUCAGAGUCUGAUAACACCUGGGAACCCAAGAGGAACCUCAAAUGCCCCAAACUAAUGAAGCAGUUUCACCUGGACCUGGAUCAGGAGCUGAGGCGCCACAAGAGACGCUACAUGCCUAAAAAAUUGGAUAAGGAAGUUGCCUCAUUCCUGGUUCAAAAAGCCACAGUCCGUCAGAGACUGCAACGCUGGGAGGCCCAUCUGAACCAGACACGAAACCACCCAGGUCGCAUUUUUGUCAUAAACGAAGUGGACCUUGAGGGCCCUCCAAAAAAUUUCACCUACAUCAACAACUACAAAGUAGGCCCAGGUAUCGUGUUAGAUGAGAUGGCUGUUGGCUGUGAGUGUAAGAACUGUUUAGAUGAGCCAAUAAAUGGCUGCUGCCCUGGGGCCUCCCAGCACCGCAUGGCCUACAAUGACAAGGGUCAGGUCCGGAUCCGGCCGGGACAGCCCAUAUAUGAGUGUAACUCCCGAUGCAGCUGUAGCCCCGAUUGUCCUAACAGAGUAGUGCAGAAGGGCAUCCAAUUUGACCUGUGCAUCUUUAAGACAGAGAAUGGCCGAGGAUGGGGUGUCCGCACGCUGCAGCACAUCAAGAAGAACACAUUCGUCAUGGAGUACGUGGGAGAGAUCAUCACAACAGAUGAAGCGGAGAGGAGAGGUCAUGUAUACGACCGCCAAGGCUCUACCUACCUGUUUGACCUGGACUAUGUGGAGGAUGUUUAUACAGUGGAUGCUGCUCACCAAGGCAACAUCUCCCACUUUGUCAACCACAGCUGUAACCCCAACCUGCAGGUAUUUAAUGUGUUCAUCGACAACAUUGAUGAGAGGCUCCCAAGAAUUGCUUUAUUUUCAACACGGGCUAUUCGGGCAGGAGAGGAGCUCACCUUUGACUACAGGAUGCAAAUUGAUCCAGUGGACACAGAAAGCACCAAAAUGGACUCCAGUUUUAGUCUAGCAGGUCUCCCCAGCUCUCCAAAGAAGAGGAUUCGAGUGGAAUGUCGGUGUGGAUCAGACUCCUGUCGAAAAUACCUGUUCUGACAAAGGACUGCUGAGAACACAACACUAUCAGCUGUGCAAAGACGGGGAAAAUUGUACAGAUUUGUACAUGAAUUUUUAUUAUCUUUUGUUUUUUAAAAGCUGAAAUUCACCAUCAACUUUUCAUAUGUUAAUGUGACUUGACACAAUGUGAUGUAAAAGCACAAUCCAGAAUUUCAAUCUUGUGAUUUACUUCAACAGAAUGUAGAGUUUCUUGGUUUACACUGAAUUUAGGGCUGCAUCAGUGGAUUAUGUAAGAUCCUUAUUCCAACAAUUUGAAAUAUCUUUCUAUAAAAAAACAGAUCCAUGAUCAUGUGUAGUAGCCAAUCCCUGCAGAGUGCAGUACAAGAAUACUUGGCCCCUUAGCUUUGAAGUAAAACAUUUUCUAUGGUUGAUUUCUUCAGGCUCUUAAAAUGUAUAAAUAUUCUACAAGUACAUGACACAGGUAUUUGCCCAAUCUGUUUCAUUGCAGUGAUAAUUCUGGCUUUGUGCAUAAAAAAGACAAAAGGCUUUUGUUCCUGUGCUGCACUUUGUAAGCACCUGUCAACACCACAUAUAAUCCUAAUUGUUCCCAUGAAAACUGAUAGGAGAGAGUCAGUGUCUUAAACCUCAGCAGGUAAAACUAUAUCCAUGGCCAAACGCCACCAGGGAUAAGCAAGAAAAUGUUUUUGUGACUAUGGUGAAGUGACUGUUUAAUGGUGAAAUGAGGGGGUGGGGGGUGGGGCAUAAUUUCUUUAUCUAUGAACUGUCCCUACUUCUGUCACUCUUGUGGCUCUGUACAGUAUCUAUUCUGUGGUCAAAUAGAUGAUUGUUUUACAGUGUGUAUAUAAACAUUUUAGUUGUUAGUAUUUCAAGGUCUGACUUUCUUAUAGGUGGAGAACAAAAACAAUGGCUUGAUUUUGAAGUGGUUCACUUUCAAAGUAUUCAACAUGUUCUAUCACUAGGUGGUGCAUUUGACCAACUAUAGCUGUCAGCCACAAUACAGGAAAUGUGUGUUUCACUUCCUCCAGGACAAUUGACCUAUGGCUAAGCCACGCCCCCCUCCACUCACUCAGACAAACUAUCAACAUUCAGUGACCGGCGCUGUGGCAGAUGUCGCAGUACACGGCAUUUUGCAGGAGGCAAUUGAUGUUUUUUGGGGACAUAACGAUCAGAUGUCAUUGAAAAGGGCCUAAACUACGCAUUGGAGGGAUAUAUUAAUCAUUUUAUUGUUGAGAAGGUCGAUGAAAAGCUUAAAUUACAAGCCAAAAUUUACAGGUCACACUUGUGAACCGUAUUUUGUUGCCAUCGCCAUCAAAGACAAAGUUUUAGUGCCACUGAAGUUCUGGUUUUUGGCUCAGAAUAUGAGAAAAGGAUAACGGCCUUUUUACCAUCUUUAUCAAGAGUGUCUCUCCGUUAAUCAUUCAGCAUAACGUUUGCCAACCUUUGUUAUCUCUGCGAUUACAAAUAAAUUAAUGAAGCUAAGCUCCAGAAGUUAACGUUAGUUUAACUGGAGCCCUUUGGACAACAGCUAAUAAUGAUGUACAAUCACCAAAGUACAAAACUCAAACAAAAUAGGCUAAUGAACUCCCAGCAAACAAGCUGACAAUGAUGAACAACGCAGCUAGGAGCAAACGUUAGGAUAACUUUAGCUAACAUUAGUUAGAGAUGUUAAAGGUAACUUUAUAUUUCUUUCCAGCAAAGUGACAAUAUGUUGUCUCAAACACGAUGUUGACUUACCUUAAAACAGAUGUAGACAUCCUUAUUAAUCUUAUUCACAUUGAGUUGACGUUGUGGUCUAACAUUACCACACAACUUUAUCCAAAGGAGACACUUUUCUCGGUUGAGAUGUGGUUUAAAGUGUAAAAAAUACACCCCGACGCCCAGCCUCUCUGAUGUAAAGCCCUGUGAGGCAAAUUGUGAUUUGUGAUAUUGGGCUUUAUAAUAAAAUUGAUUGACCAUUUUUAAACUCCAAAUCUCCAAAAAAGCUCAGAAAACCGAACAAAACUGACUUUCUGUAAUGUAUUUCAAUGAACGGCCAGGCAGAGAAUGUCCAAGUAUAUGGGAAUGGCUAUACACACUGUGACUGGCACAUUGCGUUUGAGGGCAGGGCUUAGCCAUAGGUCAGUUGUUGGCAUGUGUACUACUUUGUACAGGGUGUCAGCAGGUUCUUAAAAAGCCUUAAAAUGUCUUAAAUUUCCCUGGUGACAAGAUGUUGAUGAACCUUACUCCCUCUAAUAUGAUGUGUCUCAAGAUGAUUUGUCCAAUAAUUAGUCAUACAUGUGGUUUAAAAGAAUCUUAAAAGCAUUAAAUUUAAGCAAUUCAUCUAUAAACAGUCCAUCUGCUCCAUGUUCACUCCGUAUGCUCCAUAUGUCAACUCCUAACACAAUACUUGCUUUAUAGAAGAAAUGAUUAGGAAAUGAAAGGCAGAAAAUCUCAUGUGACAUUUUUCAGACAUGUUCGGGGGGGUUGGUCCAUCAGAUUCUCUGCCUUUUCCACUGAAUUAGCAUGAGUGCAAUGUUUUUUGUAAACACAGGUAAACCUACUAAAAACAGGGUACAGACUCCUUUCUCAUUGCCAUUACACCAGAGCUGUGAACACUGCUGUGCAGCAGAUAGGUAUGCCUUUCUGUGUGUUUUUGAAUGUGUGGGUGUGUAAUGAUCAACGUUAAAGAUGGGCUGAAAACUGGUUAGUAAACAGUAGAAAGCACCAUGGUAUGGAAAGCUUAAGGGCUCUAAACAUUUAUUUUGACAUUCGUAUUAAUAAGUCAAAUUUGUUCGUCUUAACAGGUAAAAUAAUCUCUAUGCAUCAAAUGCGCGUUAAGAAGAUGAUAGAAAAUUCCCUGAUAACAAGUACAUUUCUAUCUUCUUAAGAUGUUUAGAAUUGGGUGCAACCAUUUCAACAGUUUUGGAGGGGCAACUGAUGAAAAAGUAUUCAGUGUACAUUGUAUUUGCAUAAGUGUCCAUUAGAUGGCAGAAUUAAAUUAGAGUACAUUGGGCAUAGUGUUUAGUCUUCUAUUCUGAGUGUUUUACUGAUAUACCUUCAUUCUUUCACAUCAUAAAAUUAAUGCCUCAAGUUAUUUGUUUUACUGCUUUUAAUAACUGAUAUUACUGAGGUCUGCUACUGAAUUUAGCAUCAUGUUUCAUUUGGCUGAACUCUGAUUUAACAAGUCAGCGGUGAUAAACAUUUGUAAACUGUCAUUAAGGCAGACGAGUGUGGCGUUACACAUCACAUUAGUCACUUUACAUUAAGCUAAAAUUAAUACAGAAUUAUAUAAAUUGUUUGCCUCAUGUAUCUCUGUGUGUUCAGGGGUCGUAAGAAAUCAUAAAUCAUCCUUGAGGAGUGGAUGUUUACCAUACGCUAGCUCAGGUUCUGUUAAAUUUAACACUAUGCUAAAUGAGCAAGGCAAGCUUCCCGCUGACAUGCUUGGUUAAAAAGGAAGACAACAAUGCUUUGAGAUGGCUGUCAAGAGAUGACAGAGGUAUGUUCACGUUGUACUGUCUGAGGUGUAACAGGUGCUGAGUUCCCCAUGUUUUAUGUUCAAAUCGAUCUAGAAAAGAGGAUUAGCAUACCGUUCCUUACCGUUAAAAUAGGAAAACACUAGUUAAUCAGCAGUUAAUUCACACAAGGUAUCAUGGGGGCUAUGAAGUGGAUAUAAAGCUUGUUUUUCCCAGCCAGUUUUUCCCCAAAGACACUAUUUUUGUGUUUAAGAGGAUUUUUUUUAUAUAUAUAAUUUAUACUGGAUGAAAACACACGUAGGCUGUGGUAUGUUAUGGCCACAGCUGCUUAAGAGGCUUCCAGAAGCCAUUCACUAUUCACAUUAAUUUUCUGUCGUCUUAACGUGCAACUGACCCGUAAAGAUGAACAAAUUUGACUUAUUAACGCAAAUGUCAAAAUAGACGUGUAGUACCCUUCCACGGUCCAUAGCACAGAGGCCUGUGAAAACUUUAUGGUGGUCACUUUUUUAUAUAUAUGUAUAUAUCUCUAAGUUAUUUAGUCUCUCCAACUUCGCACAGACUAAUUUGGAACAAUGUUUGAGCACUGCUUGGGCAGAGACAGACAGUAUUUUGCAGCUUGCUGGCUAAGGGGCUAAAAUUAGCAAGUUCACUGGGGUGUUGUGUUUCUAUCAAUGCCAAUCAGAGCGGGAGCUGAUAAAUACCCAAGACUAAUGUAGAGUCAUCUGACCUGGUUGUGAAUGCCGAUUUUAACCUUUCCCAUUACAUUAAAAGGCCAGAUUAGUGGGUGUUACCAUGUUUUUUGUGCAGCAGGAAAGGGGCUUCAGAGUUAGAUGGCCCUGCAGAGAUGAAACAGAGACAAAAUAAUGCGUGGUAAAUGAAUCUGAAGCAACUAAAUCACUCCAACAGUUUUAAAAAUCAGGCUAUAUGAGUUUGCAUACCAGCCAACCUCCUACAUGCUGCACUACUGUAUUUACUGUAUUAAUUACAUACAUUUAUUUAAUACUUAAUGAAGCCCUACAGGGUGAUUCAAGACUCCUCACUUUGUGUCAGGGUCCUGCAUCUCCCUUGCAGGAUUCAUUUUGCAAUAACUGUCCCUUACAUAGCCCUCACUCAUUCGUUCUGCCCCUACCCAAAAACAUUUAUUUUUGUACUUCCUUUUUCUGCCCAGAGUUUACAUUAAAAUUCACGAGUGUUGCAUUCAUGUACAAUUUCAAGAUUUCAUCCAGACAUUCUAAGACACAUAAAAAUACUUUGCUUUGAAUAGUAAUUUGGUUGGU